AUGCUCGCAGCAAUCUCCAUCCCCACACUACUGCUUCUGGCUAGCGUUGCCGUAGCUCAAGAAGAGACGCCCUCGGUCGCGACCUCGCCAUUCGUCAGUCCCACGCCCGAGUCGGAGGCAAUCUUUACCAUUCAGACCUCUGCUGAUCCGGACCCAUGGUCAUGCUAUAUGGACUGCGUGCAGCCUCCAUGCCCGCCAUGCACCGGUAGCAUGAUGAGCAUCCCACCCGUUACAGAAACAGAGUCUGUUGGCUCAAUCAGCCCUGUCCCUAUGCCUAGCGUGACAGACGUAUCGAUUCCACCCGUUACAGAGUCUGUCGUUACAACUCCCGUUCCUAUGCCCAGUGCAACGGACGUGUCAAUUCCCCCUCAAGAGUCUAGUGGUGUCAUGUCGAUUCCAGCGGGCGAGACACCUGAACCUAGCGCUUCUUCGAGCGGCAGUUCGGGCGCGAGUGCAACUAGCUCUGGUUUACCAGAGCAGACGACGAAUGCUGCCGCGCCCUUGGCCAUGGGUCACGAAUUCCCAGUUUUGGUCGCUAUUGCUGGCGCGCUAGCUUUCCUGUAA
This is a messenger RNA of Alternaria arborescens, 564 nucleotides long. RefSeq lists its product as hypothetical. The record is from RefSeq and is a predicted model, not a curated record. The transcript has 2 exons. Bases 1 to 564 code for a protein of 187 amino acids. NCBI's taxonomy places the organism in Eukaryota, Fungi, Ascomycota, Dothideomycetes, Pleosporales, Pleosporaceae.